AUGGCAGAGUUGAAACCUGGGGUUCUUGUAAAGUUUCUUCAAGAAAUGGAUGUUGAUGGAAACACAAUACGCGAUUGUAAACCUGUGUUGAUACAGAUUAGAAGUAUAAUUCCUGUGUUAAGAGAAGGUAAUCUUUGGCCUAAUCAAGGAUUCUUUUUGAAGGUUUCUGAUAUGACACAUGCAUUGUAUGUUUCAUUGCCUCAAGAACAAGAUGAAUUGAUUCUAUAUGACAAAUUGCAUCUUGGGCAAUUCAUAUACGUGGACAAAUUAGAGGCUGCAUAUCCAGUUCCAACGCUUAGAGGCAUUACGCCUGUUCCAGGUAGGCAUCCAUGUUAUGGGAAUCCUAAAGAACUUCUCUCUAUUGAUACUUUGAAAAAAUUUCUUGGUGUAUCUAGUUUGGAGACUAUAGUUGAAGACUGCAAUGAAGUACCAAAGAAGACAGAAACAGAAAGGCCUCGAUCUUUAAGUGCUUCGAAAGUAAUUCCAAAUGAGAGAACAGGCAAAUCUGGGGGCGUUAGUUGCAUUACUGAUCAAGGUGGUAAUGAUAUGGUAAAGAAGCCAGUCCUAAGAUCUCGCUCCAAUAGUGCUUCAAAAGUAAGCUCAACAGGUGAAGGAAUGCCUAGAAGGGCACCAAAUUACAGGCCUCGUAAGAUUGAAGUUGAAAGUGCCUUGGGUUACAGGCCUAAAAAGAGUGACGUUGGAAGUAAUUAUAGGGGGCUUGAAAGACUUAAAUCUACGCGUGUUUAUGAAGAUGAUGAUAUGGAAAGUACAAUCUCAUUCACCUCUACAUCCUCAACAUUCAAGAGAAGAAGCUGGCAUGGUAGGGAAGCCACUAGGGUUGAUGAUAUUGCUGACACCCCUAUUGACAAGAAGGAAUUGGGACCUGAUAAUAGCAGUAGCAGAGUUUCUAUUUCUCCAAUCGAUUCAUUAAGGUUUGAUAGCUCUGAUGACAAUUCAAGCUCCAGAACGCAAAGAACAGUUGCUAGCUUAUGUGCAAAAUCUUCCAAAAUUUCCAGCAAGGGUAGCGUCUCAGCGCGAGGAAAAACAAGUGAAGAUUCUGUUAAUAGAAAAGUGAAUUUCAGCUCGUUAAACAAUAAGAACCCAAUAGGCACUACCAUAUCAUGCGAUUUCCUUCCCUCAACUUUGGUGAAACUUGGCCAGGAGGUGUCAAGGCAAAGAGACAUUGCUCUGCUUGCUGCUGUUGAAGCUUUGCAAGAGGCUUCUGCUGCUGAGAGAUUGCUCAAAUGCCUAAGCACAUAUUCCCAGCUUCUGUUGGCGAAAGGAAAGGAUCAGCAACUAUCAGUUGACAAAUUCCUCACUCUUCAAGAUGACUUGACUGAUACCAGCUUAAUUUUGCAAUCACUAACAGGUAGUAGUCAACUAAGAACAGAUGAUGCUGAUCAAAAUGUCCCUGGUGCUGUUGGGGAAGCACUAAAACUCGCACUGGACAGAAAGCGAAAGGCCACUUCGUGGAUAAAAGCAGCUGUGGCAUCAGAUCUCAACCCCAUUUCUGAUCUCAGCAAAACCAAAACUCUUUUUCUGGAUGCUAGCGGUGCAGAAAAAUCAUCAACUAAAGCGAUUCGUGCUAAACAUAAAGGGGCAUUGAUUGUUAGGAAGCAGAUAAACAAUGAUGAAUUGUGUAUUGGAUUGACACCAGACAUGGACAAGGAUCGAGAUUGGGUGAAAGGAAGUGCUUCACCAAUAUGUGCUGAACUAGCAAAUUCCUUGCACAAUGAAUGUAGAACAUGGUUUUUGAGUAACCUUGAGGAUUAUUUAGAUUGGGUUAGCAUCAAAAUCAAUUCCAGACAGUCUGAUAGCCAGGUAGCUGAAAUGAUGUUCAUGGUCAAGAGAGUGAAUGACUGGUUAGAUAUUGUGAGAUGCAGAGACAGUUCCAUAUUUGAGGAUUCCGCAUUGGAAGCUUGUGGGAGGGUGAGGAACAAAAUAUAUGAGAUACUGUUGAAGCAUGUUGAGAGAACCUGCCAAGAUUCCAGUGGUUGA
Dovyalis caffra is the source of this 1998-nucleotide messenger RNA. Lineage: Eukaryota; Viridiplantae; Streptophyta; Magnoliopsida; Malpighiales; Salicaceae. The record is from the annotation of a GenBank genome assembly.